Vidua macroura (Pin-tailed whydah) is the source of this 2039-nucleotide messenger RNA. Its product is annotated as serine/threonine-protein kinase pim-1-like. Gene Ontology annotation, cellular component: cytoplasm. The record is from RefSeq and is a predicted model, not a curated record. Gene Ontology annotation, molecular function: protein serine/threonine kinase activity; ATP binding. The coding region runs from base 269 to 1549 and encodes 426 amino acids. The transcript has 5 exons. NCBI's taxonomy places the organism in Eukaryota, Metazoa, Chordata, Aves, Passeriformes, Viduidae. Gene Ontology annotation, biological process: protein autophosphorylation.
UUGGACAGGCUCAGGGGCUGCCCCCGGGGAGCGCGGGGCUGGGCGCGGGGGCGAGCGGGCAACGGACAAACGGACACGGGGACAAACGGCCCCGGAGCUUCAGUUGCAGCGGCAGCAGCGGCAGCAGCGGCAGCAGCAGCAGACAGAGCAGCGAAAGCAGCAACUUUGUGGAGUCCCUCUUGCUCCUCCUCUCCCUCUCCCGCUGUCCCGCAGCCUCUCCCGCUCUCCCGUUCCCGCUGUCCCCUCCUCUCUCGGUCUCUCUCUCCCCAUGCCCGGCCGGGCCAUGCCCCCGGCCCGCCCCCGGCCCCGGGCGGGGCUGUCCCGUCCCCGGCCCCGGCCGUCCCGCCGCCGUCUCGCCCCCGCCCGGCUCUGGCCGUGCUGGCGCUGGCGCUGCUGGGCGGGCAUCAGUGCCUGGGGCUGGGGCGGCAUCGCCUCCCUUUGGCUCCGCCUGGCCCGAGCCCGGCCCCGGCCCCGGCCCCGGCCCCGGCCCCGGCCCCGGCGCCGGCUCCUCCCGGGCCCCGCGGAGGACACAGGCGGCGCGGCCGCUGCCGUCGCCUCCGCUGCGGCUUCCCCGGCCCGAGCUCCGCCGCUCGGCAGCGCGGCCGCCGGCCCCGAGCCGCCGCUGUCCCGUUGCCAGGAGCGAACGCCUGGGGAUGGCCGGCCCGGGGCGCUUGAGGGGCGCUCGGGGGCCGCUCCUGGCCCCGGGCCGAGCGCUGACAGCCGCGUCCCGCCGGCAGGGAAGGCGCAGCAGGGCCUGAAGGAGCAGUACCGGCUGGGUUCGCUGCUGGGCCGCGGCGGCUUCGGCAGCGUCUUCGCGGCCACGCGGCUCUCGGACGGCGCCCCGGUGGCCAUCAAAAGGGUGCCACGGAACCGCGUCCUGCACUGGGGCGAGCUGCCCGACGGCACCAGCGCACCCCUGGAGGUGGUGCUGCUGGCCAAGGUGUCCACUGGCUUCCCCGGUGUUGUCCAGCUGCUGGAGUGGCUUGAGCUCCCCAACGACAUCGUGAUGGUGCUGGAGCGCCCAAAGCGGUCUCAGGACCUGCACCAUUUCAUUCGGGCACGGGGGUUCCUGUCCGAGGAGGUGGCGCGGGAGCUGUUCCGCCAGGUGCUGGAGGCCGUGCGGCACUGCACCAGCUGCGGGGUCCUCCACAGGGACAUCAAACCAGGGAACAUCCUGGUUGACCUGGCCACCGGGGAGGCUAAAUUGAUCGACUUUGGCUGUGGCACCUACCUGCAAGACACAGCCUACACUCACUUUGCAGGAACACGGUCAUACAGCCCCCCGGAAUGGAUGCAUUUUGGCUGGUACUACGGCAAGCCAGCUACUGUCUGGUCCCUGGGCAUCGUGCUGCACCAGAUGGUCUGCGGGGAGCACCCUUUCAGGGGCUGCCAGAACAUCAGCUGGGACCAUCAGCUCUCGCUGCCACAACGGCUCUCUCCAGAGUGCCAAGAUCUGAUCAGGAGGUGUUUAUCCAUGCUGGACAUGGAAAGGCCCUCGUUAGAAGAGCUGUUGUGUGAUCCCUGGAUGCAGGACGUUCAUCUGCCCUAGAAGAAGGGAGAGAGCCACAGACACACUUUGAUGCAAGGCCCUGGUAAGUUACAGCCCCACACACGCCUUGGCAAUCAGAAGCACAGGAACCCAGACUUUUUUGUGCUGCCUGUGUCACUGCCCAGGGCUCAUCAGAUGGGAACACGCAGCCCUUAUGCUGGAGCUGAGCUGCUCUGCCCAGCACUGGUGGCCGCCAUCUGAGCUGGUUUUGCUUGUCCUUGGUUCCCUGACAGCUGGGGCCCUGGGCAGAACCCUGACAGCCUGGUCUCAGCCCCAGGGAAGGAGAAGGAGCCCCUGGAGAAGCUGUAGCAGGUGGGGCUGCUGCUGCUGGAGACAGCGAGGAAGACAUCAAGGAUGACAACCUCUUGCUCCACCUGGUCACCGGCAGGCUGAAGAUGACGUCACUUUGAUUCUGGCACCUUCUCCAAAGCCAGGCUCCACAGGGAAUUUGCAGAUGAGUCCACACGCAGGGGAUGCUCCCAGAUUUGGG